This is a messenger RNA of Theobroma cacao (cacao), 2891 nucleotides long. RefSeq lists its product as uncharacterized. NCBI's taxonomy places the organism in Eukaryota, Viridiplantae, Streptophyta, Magnoliopsida, Malvales, Malvaceae. The record is from RefSeq and is a predicted model, not a curated record.
GGCCCCCCACUGCCGUCAAUGCAUAAUCACCAUCGUCGUCCAUUUCCUCCUCUUGUUCACCAAAAGAAAACUUAAGCUUUCUUUUUGAAAUAUCAAAGUUUAUACCUUUUGUAAAAGAAAAUUAAAGGACAGAUGUGGAAAAAAAAAAAGGAAGAGCUCUGGCUCUGUCACCGUGUCAUGUGGUCUAAACUCUCAAAGACAUUCGUUUCUUUCCUUCACAGCUUUUCUCUCUCUCUCUCUCUCUCUCUGUCCUUCCAACUCUGAUUCUCUUUAACCGAAAAACAGAACCCCAAGCUCUCACGAUUUCUAACAUCUUUCCUUUCGGACAUAACCCAACCCUCUCUCCUUCUCCUUCUCCUUCUCCCCGAAUCUUUGUCUGGAAAUCUUUCUUUUUCCCCAAACAAAAAUAUAGAAAAACCCAACCAAAAAGAAGUUAAACCCAACGAAUAGGAAAAAGAGAAAGUAAAAGAAAAAGAAAAACUUCAAGAUCUCAUUGAAAACCCAUUUCAGAACUAAUCGAAAAAAUGCUAAUUUGAAGCUUAAAAAGAUGGCCUGUCCCAAAAACUCAUUCUUGUACAACGGCAGCCACUGUGCCUGCCAAGUUGGCCACUUUCUCAACCUUUCAGCCAACAGCUGCACUCUCUAUGGUGGCAGCUCAGUUAUACAAACUGAUUCCGGGAUUGAUUACUAUGCGGUGUCGCUUCCUCAGACCAUUUUCUCAUUUGAUUCAAUCAAGAAGUUUACUCAGUCUCAAGCUGUGUUCCUGGAAGCUACUGUUGUAAUGUUGCUGUCUUGGCUCGUGUUUUGCUUCUUCUUAAGGUUUACAAAGCUAGGUGAUGGGAGAAAUGUUUGGUUUAGGAUCAGAUGGUGGAUUAGUCGCUUGGAUGUUUGCUUUGCUACCAGGCAUUGGCUGGAUGAUCAGAAGUUGGUUGUGAAACGGAAAACAGAACUUGGUGGAACUUUCUCCAUUGCAAGCUGGAUACUUUUCACUGGGUUGUUUGCUGCGUUGCUUUACCAAAUCAUAGAAAAGAGAUCCAUUGAAGUGCAUAAUGUGAAAGCGACAAAUGCACCUGACCUAGCCUCCUUCAGGAAUGACAUGGAAUUUAAUAUGACCACUAUUUCUAGUAUGAGCUGCUCAAACUUGCAACGCCCUACUACCUUACUUACUGGGAGUUCUGGCUUCAUUGAAGGAAAAGUUUCCCCUCUUUCAAAUUUUCUAAACUUUUCGUGUCACAACAGAAGCUUGGGGCCAACCAUAACUCUCAAGUGCAGCAAUUGCCGACUCACUCAAGAUUUUAUGUCCAUUUCAUGGCAGUUUGUUGAUCUUCCAAACAGUCCUGCAAGUGCUGUUGGUUUUCAGUUCAAUGUAACUGCAAAAGAUCAUUCUGGGAGAGGGCAUGUAAGUUAUGUUAGUGGAACAUUGAAGAAUGGAAGCAAUUUUGAUAAUACACCAGUUACAUUCAGAGGAGUGGACACAAACAUAUUGAUAUUCAAUUUAUUUCCUCGCGUAUACCGCAGUGCAAAUGAUCUGAGGCUAAUCCAGCCUCUGUUUCAUGAAUUUGUUCCGGGUUCAAUUUUGAGUGAGACCUCUCAGCUCCAGGCAUCACUUGAGAGUGCUAGUAAUGGACAAAUCAACACCACAUUAUAUAUCAACUAUCUGUCUUCCUACAUCAUUGAGAUUGAACGUCAAAAUAUUAUCGGUGCUGUGGGCUUCCUUGCAGAUCUUGGUGGGCUAUAUUGCAUUAGUAUGGGGAUAUUUCUCUAUCUCUUGGUGCAAUGUGAAUACAGAAUAAAAAAGCUCCGCAAUGAAGAUAGCAUUUUACGGAGGAUCAGAAAUAGAAGAAAAGCUCAAGAACGUUGGGAUAAAGUGAGAAAAUAUGUCAUGUACACGUGGGGUUGCAGUGCAUUGGAUAAUGACAACCACUCUAAAGAGGUAUCGGGCUGUGGUAGUUUCAUAAUUUCAUCGACCCAUGGUAAUGGAUCAAUUCGUGAAGGUGGGUCAUCGAGGAAGCGAAGGCAUCUAAGUAAUAUGGAUAUAAAUUUUAGCAAGCAAGCCAGCGUACCUAGUGAGAAGAAUACCAAUCUAGAACAGCUGUGUAGUCAAGAAGUAAUAUCUUGUAAGGCAGGAUCAAUGUCAAGCCCUGAAGGGAGGUUCUAUUCAAGAAGUGAACCUCCCCUCAAACGUGAUAUACCUGGAUCUACAAAGGACCAGAGGAGACAUUUUAUUGGUUCAAAUGAUGCAGUUGCUGUCCCACAUCAAGCAGUUUCUCUUGGUGAUGAUGUAAUUCCUGCACCACCACCACUAGAAUUCAAGUCUGGUUCUCAGAUUGAGUUGUCCGAUAUAGAGAAGAAUUUUCAACGUCUGUAUGACUACAAUGUCAUGCUCAGAGAGAAGUUUGUAGCCACUCAAUCUUUGCUUCGUGCUUUGGCUUCUAAGUCCUCAAACAUCCAAGAACAGAAAGGCAAACAUGACAAGCUGAGAUUAUCCAAUUGAAAGAUUUUCUCCUCAUCGCCCAAGAGUUUAUGGGGCUUUCUUCAGAAGUUUUUCCCAUCGAAGUGUAAGGGUGAUGUAGCUGUGAUCCUACAUCUUCAGCUUUGGUCUCUUCUGGCUCAACUAACUCUACUCAAGACCACUGCCGCCGGGAAAAAGGGACAACAGAUCCAAGGAACAGCUCUCUUAAUUUCAUUUUGGUGGUGACAUGGUUGCAGUAUGUUGCUUUCUUAUGGAGUCUUAACGCCGCAGGAGAUGCUCUUUGGACCCAUGGUACCCAGGUCUUUCUGUUGUAAUUUUUGUAUCAUAAACUGAAAGGAGAAUACAAGAGGGUUACUCAUUUCAUUCAAAAAGGGCUUGAGCUGUAAUCAAUUUCCAUUUCCAUAUUAUUUUGUGGAUA